UGAACUGUUAGCCUAGCAUAAACUGGAUCUUAUAAGUUAACAAGCCAGUAAGCAGUGUACAGUCAGCUGGAUUUAAAACAGGACUGAUAAGAUGCUGCGUACAGAUGCUGUUUGGUUAGCAAACAAUUUGAACUCUGAAUAAUGUUAGCUAGCAUUUGUGUUGACUGUUUCCAUUAGGUGUCAAAACAACAAACGAGCAUAAAGAAGGCCUACCGCCACCUGCUGGCGCAGAGAGGUAUAUCCUGGUCCAGUGCGGACGUGUUGUCCCUAAUCUUUGUUUUUUGGCCCCAGCACAGGCGACAUCACGGUAGGCCUGUGUCGUCAGCAGUUAUGUGACGUCAGUUUGGUGUAGUAAAGUAUCCGAAAGUUAGUACUUUCACUACAAAUUGUUUUUAUGAUUUAAUAUGAAGAUGUUUUGUUCCCACGCUGAACACAUACAAUAACAGGACAUGGACACGCACGCACGCACACGCACUCGUGCUCGCGCGCAGUGCUGCAGGUAGUAACUCCUCCCCCCUCCAUUCUGCCGCUUUAAACACAAUAACCGCCGCUUCUCCGGAGCUGCGGACAAACUGGCUCCAGGUCAGCCGGGAUUGCUGCUUCUCCUCCGGUUUACAGGUCACAGUGUCCCCAGUAGGAUCCAGUCUCCUGGCAGCCCUGCAGAGUGGCUGCAUGGAGCCGGCACUGAGCCAGCCUGGCGAAUUAGAGGUCUGCAGCUCGGCCCUCUGAGCCUGCUGGCUGAUGAAGAGGAGGAUGAGGAGCAGUCACGGCUGGGAUCCACAUGUCGAUGUGUGAAAGGAGGCCGAAGGUCGUCGCACCUGCAGCGCACGCUGAGGUGUAAAAGCUGAGAACCUUUGGAAUUCCUUAGAACACAGAAUCGAUCGAAAUUGAUCUUAUUGAUUUACUCAUUGGAAUAAAACUGUUGGAAUUUCUGGGGCUAAAACCUGAAUAUCCUCGGAUUUUAACAAAUCUUUUAUGUUGGAAUUUAGAAAACAGGAAGCAGAAAUGAAUGAACAUAUUUAACCAUUUAAGUAUAAACAUUUUUGAGUCCUGGAACUUCCUGAACUUGAAGGUUUUUCUCCAUCUGUUGGCCGUUUUCGUCAUACUGUGAUCCUCCUCUCGGCCGGAGGACAUGGAUCUGUCUCCUUCGAAACGAGAAGGGGCGACAGGAAGUUGACUCCUGCAGGGAGAACCAGGACACAAACCAGGAGAGAGAGAGCACAAAAUGUCGUGGAAGAGGAACUACUUUGCGUCAGGCAGUAGUGGAGGAGGUGGCGGAGGCGGUGCCGGUGGCAGCGGAGGUGGAGGUGGCGGGAUGCAGGGGAUUUUGACGCCUCGCGCCAUGACAUCCAUCGCUCCCAGUAAAGGGCUGAGCAAUGAGCCGGGACAGAACAGCUGCUUCCUGAACAGCGCCCUGCAGGUUCUGUGGCACCUCGAUAUCUUCCGACGUAGUUUCCGUCAGCUGACGACUCAUAAGUGUAUGGAGGACUCGUGCAUUUUCUGUGCUCUGAAGAGUAUCUUCGCUCAGUUUCAGUACAGCAGUGAGAAGGUUUUACCGUCCGACGCUCUUCGCAGUGCGCUCGCCAAAACCUUCCAGGACGAGCAGAGGUUUCAGCUCGGCAUCAUGGACGACGCCGCCGAGUGCUUCGAAAACAUCCUGAUGAGGAUUCACUUCCACAUCGCAGAUGAGACCAAAGAAGACAUCUGCACCGCCAGACACUGCAUCCCUCACCAGAAGUUUGCCAUGACGCUGUUUGAACAGUGUGUGUGCAGCAACUGUGGAGCCUCCUCAGACCCUCUGCCCUUCAUUCAGAUGGUCCACUACAUCUCCACCACCUCCCUGUGUAACCAGGCAGUGAAGAUGUUGGAGUCGAGGGAGAAAGCGACUCCUGGCAUGUUUGGGGAGCUGCUGAGAAACGCCAGCAUGGGAGACCUGCGCAACUGCCCCAGUCAGUGCGGUCAGCAGCUCAGGAUGGCCCGAGUCCUCCUCAACAGUCCGGAGAUCAUCACCAUCGGUCUGGUCUGGGACUCGGAUCACUCGGACCUGGCCGAGGAUGUCAUUCACACCUUGGGAACCUGCCUGCGCCUUGGGGAUCUGUUUUACAGGGUGACGGAGGAGAAGGCUCGUCAGUCGGAGCUCUACCUGGUGGGGAUGGUGUGUUACUACGGGAAACAUUACUCCACCUUCUUCUUCCAGACAAAAAUCCGCCGAUGGAUGUACUUCGAUGACGCGCACGUCAAGGAGAUCGGGCCCAAGUGGAAGGACGUGGUCUCUCGCUGCAUCAAGGGCCACUACCAGCCUCUGCUGCUGCUGUACGCCGACCCGCGGGGGACGCCGGUCUCGGUGCAGGACCUGCCGUCUCGCUUCGACCUCCACCACCUCAACAAGGCCUGCUACGACAGCGAAGACUCGGGCCGCGAGCAGUCGAUCUCCAGCGACACUCGCACCGAUUCUUCGACGGAGAGCUACUCGUACCGACAGCCCUCCCACUCGCACCAUGAGUCCCUGGCCAGUCACUACUCCUCGGACUCCCAGGGAACCGUCGUCUGCAUCGAGCGCCCAGACGGAGCCCUGCACGCCUCGCUCUGCAGCCUGGAGACCGUAGGCCACGUGACGGACAGUGAGCAGCACCAGUCUCUGAGGAAGGGAGGCGGGGCCGGGGAUAGGAGGCGGAGCUCUAGCCGCCACCGGCGAUCUAAACCUGACAACGAAGCUUCGUCGGCCGGUUACCACAGCGAGGGAGAGACGUUAAAGGAGCAGCAGGUUCCUCGUCACCUCCCCAAACCUUCCUCCUCCUUUUCAUCUUCAGCCAGUCGCCUCCGAGACUUCAAGGAGACCAUGAGCAACAUCAUCCACAACCGACCCCUCUCCUCCUCUUCCUCCUCCUCUUUACCGACCGCUGUCCUAUCUGAGGUUACCUCCUCCUCCUCCACCUCCACCAACAACCACCACCACUCAGCUGGCACUGCUGUUUCCUGCUGCUCCUCCUCCUCCAGUAAACUCCAUGACUGGGAGGCUGACAGCACGAGCAGCGAGUCGAAGUCCAGCUACUCAGGUGGAGCAGGGUCGGCGAGGUACCGGCCAGCAUGGAGGCCACGAAGGGAGGCGCUCAACAUCGACAGCAUCUUCACCCGCGAGAGGCGCAGGCAGGCGGGCUACAGUCCACUCGGAGCCUCCCUGUCCGACGACUGCAGAGCUCCAGCCUCCGAGGGAGCAGACGCCUCCUUCCCUGCACAGGGGGAGGUCAAGUCUGCCAGACCGGGCUCCUCCUGGACUCUGCCCACCUCCACCGGCAGCCACAGAAGAGGUGGAGAUGGAGUAGGUGGUGCAGAGCUGUCUCCUCCUCCACCCAGACUAAUCCAGAGGAUGGAGAGCGGAUACGAGAGCAGUGAGAGGAACAGCAGCAGCCCAGUCAGCUUGGACCUGAACCUGGCGGACAGAGAGUGUGUUAUGAAGAAGCCUUCAUCCUCAUCCUCAGGACCGUCGUGGAGGAACAUCCGGUCGAAGAGCAGUGGAGCUUUGCUGCAGGAGCUCAGCUCUUCCAGCAGGGGGAGCCUCGCGCCUCCUGCAGGCCGCAGCGAGCUGGAUGAGCUGCAGGAAGAGGUGCAGAGGAGAGCCAGGGAGGAGGAGCAACAGCGACAACAGGAGAAGGAGAGGGAGGCGGCGCUCGGCUUCAAUCCCCGACCCAGCAAGUACCUUGACCUGGACCAGCUCCAGAUCCAGGGUAAAGGUGACAGCUUUGAGCGGUGUGUGUCGGAGGCGGAGCUUCUGCUGGACCAGUCUGUGCGUCUGGAGCAGGCAGGCGAGGUCGCUGCUGCGCUGUCGGCGGUCAAUGAAGCAGUCUCCAAACUGCAGCUGCUGGCGGCUGAGGGCGGAGCUAAUAGUCACAGCCGGCUGCAGCGCUGCAUGAGGAGAGGCCGCAGUCUGCAGCAACGCAUGCAACAGCAGCAGCAGCAACGACAGCAACCUGAGCAGGAACCAGAGGAGGGGCAGCAGCUCCAGGAACAGUCCAGUGAAAAGCCUCUCUCGCUCCAAAUACUUCUGACGGAGAAACAAGGCAACCAAUCAGCUGCCAGUCAGGCCCCGCCUCUCUCUCCCUCCAUUGUUAAGCCCCUCCCUCCUAAAACAAACUCAGUGUCUGACGCCACCUCCAGUGCAGGAGCUCCUGCCGGUUCACCCAGAGAAGAGAGCAGGACCGGGGGCCCCUGCUCUCACUUUGGGAAACCCCUCAUGACCACCAGGUCCCUCCCUGCUCUGUGUGUGGACACCUGGGAGCAGAGUCCAUUGGGAGACUUGGCCCCACCCCCUCCCCCUGAGGAGGUGGACCUUCCCUCCCAGUGGACCACAACACUCCCUGUCUCCAUCCCAGUGCAGGCCACGCCCCCAGUCAGGCCGUACUCCCAAAGCCCAUCGCCUGUUGGCAGCAGCGACAGGUGUUGUCCCAAGGUGGAUGAGGAGCAAUAUUACACCAGACCUCAGACCACGCCCCCAGUGUCUAGCCCCACCUCCAGAUUAGCCCCGCCCCAUUCGGCCUGCCCAACCAGGAAGUGGUCCUGCUUACACCUGGACCAACCUGAUGUUGUUGAUUCACCCGUUGACCCACCAAUCAGCUCACACCUUUACUUGGCCCCAGACUCCCCCUCCAGCACCGCCCUGCCUCCUGCAAGUCAGCCCACUCGGACCUCCUCCCCGCCCCCCAGCCAGGACUACAGGGCGGCCCUGCCCGUGGAGCGCUGGGCGGAGAACGUCAACAGAUACUAUGGCUCCCAGAAUGCAACAGGAGAGGGGCCAGCGGCGGCAGAUGAGGAGCUCUCAGAGCUGGACUGUCUGUACCAGGCCAGCCUGCUGGCUUCCAGCGUGCCCCGGGGCAGCUGUGGAGUCAGUCCUCAGCCGGUCAGCAACAAACCAGGUAUGAGGAGGAUGCUGUCAGGAUCUGGACGGUCCAAAACACCAACAGCUGAGCUUGAGAGAUACGCCUACAGAAGCCCGGUCACACACCUUCCUAAGCUGCCAUCUGGUGAAGAUGAGAGCUACAGCGCAGAAAACCUGCGACGCAUCGCACGCAGCCUGAGUGGAACCGUGAUCGGGUCGCGACCCCAACAGUUCGGCCCCUCCCGCAGCUGUGACCCCUCUGUGUCCAGACCCGCCCCCAGACAGGCCGACCUUCACUCUUCCUCCCUCCUCCGUCGCCCCAGCACCUCCACUCUGCACCUCCCUUCCUCCUCCUUCACUACAGAUCACUCCUCCCACCACCACCAACCCCGACACCACGGCCCCUCAGCUCCUGCACCUCCUCCACAGCACCCCCCCCUGCAGACAUCACGGCCCCCGAGCUCGGGCCCCUCCUCCCGGGGACACUCAGGACCUGGACCAGGUGUCCAGCAGCAGUUUCUGGUUGUGUCUGACAGGCAUCAAGCUCUCUCAGGUCAAAGCCUCCACAGCGUCGCGCUGAGUUACGGCACCCUGCCCCGGGCUCCUCGCCGAGCUCCGCCUCCCUCCUGCACCUCCUCCCUCCCCAGGCCCAGAGUCGGCCCCGGUCCCGCACCCUCGCCAAAUCCGCAGAGUCUCUACGCCACCUUGUCCCAUCCCCGCCGAUCUGCCAACCACAUCUCCACGAACGGUCACUACCGCCAACCGUCGCUACCCAGUAAAGUCAACGGCUCGACCCACCUCGUGUCGCACCACCUCCGGCUGUCAGGGGAGGGCCCCCCCCAGCCGCUCCGCCUGGACGUGCCCCCAGAGAGCGACUGGCGGCGAGACGCAGACUACAGGACUGUCCAGCCCAGCUCCAACUGGGACCCCCGUGCCCCUCGCCGCCACCAGCCCCUCCAACGGACCAUCUCUCAGCCACCUCCGCCGGCUCGUCCCCACAGAGACCCCCAGCUCUGCUCGCUCUGCCAGCAGCUUCCUGCUGAACCCUCACGGCCCUACUGCCCGCCCUGUGGCGCUUACGUGGCCCGCUUCCACCCGGCCAGCUGAUCGGGCCUGAGGGUCUGCAAGCCCCACAACAGAGGAGUCCUGCUCCAAAUGUCUCACGGAGGUCACGUCUUCACAGUGAGCUUUCCCUUUGGGUUUAAAAUGUGCCAACACGUGUGAAGUUCAGCGCUGCCCACAGUCCUCUCGUUACCCCCGCCCGCUGCAGGUGAAACCACGCCCACGCCUGCGUGACAAAAGUCUCGAUGGUGGAGGUCACAUGUCGGAGGUGUUUGUGGUUUCAUCCAAAGCGGGCGGGGAAAUCGAUGGAUGUCUGUCUGUUCGGCUCUUCGUCUUUAUGUUGGACGUCUCAAUUUGGAAACAAGAUCGUCUCACAGAAAUGUGACAACAAACGACAGCGUGCUCGUCCCCGGUCUGGACACAAAGUGGACGGAAUCAGACAGCCAGUCUGAAUGUCUGCUGGAUUUAAGCACAUUUCACGACGGAGCAGGAUGACGAAACAGAACUGCUGAUACGCUGGUCAAAACAGGAGACGAACCCGACUCAUCAGUAAACCAGCAGGAAACUUCAUCCACUUGAUGUCAGAUGUUUUCCAGGCCUUCAUGGUCCUCAGAGCAACAAAAUUCACCUGCAGCUCCUUCAGUAAUCGACGACUUGUUUUACUUUUCAAGCUAAAGCCUCACGAUUUCAGCUUCGCACACCAGAGGAUUUUCUGCUCUUCAGGUUUGGACAGUUGGUCGGACAGACGAGACGGUCGAAGACGUCACAUUUUCUUUCAUGUUGGCCUUCUGGCAUUAAUAAACCAAACGAUUCAUUCAUAAUGAGAAUAAAUCGUAUCUUAUUUUGCAGGCUUGAAGUGACUGGAGAGAAUCGUUUACCCGUUCAAACCUUCAGUCUGACUGCAGUGAAAAGUUUCCUCCUGCGAGGAAGAGAAACUUCAGGUGUGACUUGUUGAAACGGUAAAUUUCCUCCACAGAGUAACGUUCAGGAGGACAUGCAGGACAGCAGAAGGCAGAUUGAACUGACGAAUACACGUCAUUUAGUGUGAAGUUACCUCAUGACAACACAAAGCACUCAGCUUCUCACAGUGACUUUAAAAUGUGCCAACCUUUAUUUUGAAAGGUCACACUCUUGUAGUAGAUGUGGACGAAAAUGUUUUUCUUGUUGGCGUCAAGUCUGGAUGACAGAAAUAGCAGAUAGUUCUUAACACAACCAAAGUAUCGGAUGUUUCUUUCAUUAAGGAUUGAUUCAGUUCCUUCGUCAGUCAGUUAAUGAAGUCAGAAAACGUCUGAGGUGAUGUCAUCUGAACCGGCAGUCCAUAACCAAACGCGGUUAGACGUUCUCGCUGUAGAAACGUCUUCGAUGUUGAUGGAGGCGCAGAUAAACGACUUCAGGUUCAGUGGGACUCUGACAUCAGGCGGGAGAAGCGCUCAGCGUCAGUUUCACACACCUGGGCCUGACGGCCUGAAACUGAACCGGCGGCAGCUGAAACAGGAAAUGAAGGAGACGCGGCAGGAAGCGGCCGUCUGUGACACUGAAGACUCUUGUUACUCUAUUUUUGUCAGAUUGACUUGUGCUUAGAUGACCUGAAGUACAUAACCCGAGUAUACCCGCUAUAGAGCUCAGCUGAUUUUCUACAGGUAGUUAGUGGCCUUGUUUGGGAUGCCGAGGCUGAUUUGUGUCUUUUCUCAGCGUGUUAGAUUCAGAAGUGAAGCUUUCCUUUGACAGAGUUGCAGCUAAUAUUUAGCAUGAUGUUUUCAGACGUAUUCUAGCCUUGAGACUUUGCUGUACAUUUACUGUAAUGAUGAUAUAUGCAGAUCUUCUUAGUGCAGCCGCUCAACUGCGUUUGACUCUCAUUUAGUACACUUCAGAAGUGUUGAUGGUAGAUUUUUUCUGUGCUCGUUGCUGAUUUCUUUUCACAUCUGUCUGGGAGAAGCUUCUCAUUACGUUCAAGAGCUUGUUUUUCUGCUCAGUCGACUGACUUCAGAUCAGUUUCAUGGAUUAUGUAGGAACACCAGAAUCUGCCCUAAUGCCAACAGGCCAGUGGCCCCGCCCGCCUGGGGCUCCAGGUUAGAUGAAACAAACAAACUCUCAAGUCAGACGUUCGUUCGGAGAUCAAUAUAAUAAUAACUGAUCAUUUCAGCCUGAUUUAUCAACUCUGGACUCAGACUGAGGCCUCAAAUCUCAUCUGGUCACUUCAAAAUAAAAUCAGGGUUUAAUUUUGAACUGUUCAGACCAGGUCUGAGUUCAUGAUGAUGAUGAUGCAGCAUGAAGUGUCAAUAAUUCAAAUGAAGAGAGGUUAUUUUUUCACCAUGUCAGAGUUUGUUUUUGGCUUUUUGCUUUGCCAGAAUUUAUUUUGUUGAUUUUUGGUAUAUUUUUGAUGCUUAUUUUUCUACACUGUAGACUCAACAGAGGUGAUAAGAUGAUUAAAAUGUUUAACAAAA
Messenger RNA from Scatophagus argus, 8379 nucleotides. It is a transcript of the gene usp54a, whose product is annotated as ubiquitin specific peptidase 54a. The transcript is spliced from 23 exons. Lineage: Eukaryota; Metazoa; Chordata; Actinopteri; Scatophagidae. The coding region runs from base 1226 to 5980 and encodes 1584 amino acids. Gene Ontology annotation, molecular function: cysteine-type deubiquitinase activity. The record is from RefSeq and is a predicted model, not a curated record. Gene Ontology annotation, biological process: protein deubiquitination.